CUGUAAGAGGACGGACACGAGUGCUCUUCAUAGACAAAUAAUGAUUAUAGGUCGUGAAGGAUCCUACGGCAAGAAUGUGUUACAGAAUAUGGGAACAGUGUUGCAAUUAGAGGAUACUGUACUUGAUACACAGUAAAACGUUUGUUUCAUAAUUGUAUGAUAGGCUACGCGUUUUUAUUUUACGAACAGGAUACUUUAUUUUCUAGCUGCCUAUUUUAUAAUGCCGCGAAGGAGAUAGGUCGACAACAUACUGUCGAAUAUCUAUUGAGUUCGUUGGACUAAUAAGUGUUGACCAUGGUCGGAGUGGAGUGAGCCUUUUCGAGGAUAUUUGGCGCCGCCGGUCUCAUCAAAGUAUCGGUCUACUGUUCGGUGGUCCAGUCAUGACGCUCGGUAGUGUGUCUGCCACCCGGAGCUCGGCGGAGGGCUGCUUCUGCUCCUGCUGCGGAGCGAAGAUGAUGCCCUACUUCUCCGACAACGGAGUUGUGUCUCAGAACCAGAUCAACCAACUCAUCAGCGAGAGCUUCCUGACGGUGAAGGGCGCCGCCGUCUUCCUGCCUCGGGGAAAUGGCUCCUCCCCUUCCUCGGCGCCCAACAUCAGCCAGCGGCGGAAUAAACACACAGGUGACCUCCAGCAGCACCUGCAGACCAUGUUCACUGUGCUGCGGCCAGAAGACAACAUCCGCCUGGCUGUGCGCCUGGAGAGCGCAUACGCUCAGCCUCAGGGCACGCGCUACAUGGUGGUGGUGUCCACCAAUGGGAGACAGGACACAGAGGAGAGUGUGGUGCUGGGCAUGGACUUUGGCUCCUCAGACAGCUCAUGCACAGUGGGGCUGGUUCUACCCCUGUGGAGCGACACACUGAUCCACUUGGAUGGAGAUGGGGGCUUCAGUGUGUCCACGGUCAACAGGGUCCAUGUCUUCAAACCAGUCUCUGUCCAGGCCAUGUGGUCUGCCCUGCAGUCGCUCCACAAGGCGUGCGAAGUGGCCCGCUGUCACAACUACUACCCUGGCAGCCUGUUCCUGACCUGGGUCAGCUACUACCAGAGCCAGGUCUCCUCUGACCAGGUCUGCAUCAACGAGUGGAACGCCAUGCAGGACGUCCAGUCCCACCGCGCCAACUCGCCCGUCAUCUUCACCGACGUGCCCACAGAGAGGGAGCGCACGGAGAGGUUGAUCAAGACUCGCCUCAGAGAGAUCAUGAUGCAGAAAGACCUGGAGAAUGUCACCUCCAAAGAGAUUCGCACAGAGCUGGAGAUGCAGAUGGUGUGCAACCUUCGGGAGUUCAAGGAGUUUAUUGACAACGAGAUGAUAGUCAUCCUGGGCCAGAUGGACAGCCCCACGGAGAUCUUUGACCAUGUUUACCUGGGCUCUGAGUGGAACGCUUCUAACUUGGAGGAGCUGCAGAACAGCGGUGUGAGGUACAUCCUCAACGUGACGCGGGAGAUUGACAACUUCUUCCCAGGCGUGUUUGAGUACCACAACAUCCGCGUGUACGACGAGGAGGCCACCAACCUGCUGGAGUACUGGAACGACACCUACAAGUUCAUCACCAAGGCCAAGAAAGCAGGGGCUAAGUGCCUGGUCCACUGUAAGAUGGGUGUGAGUCGCUCUGCCUCCACGGUGAUAGCCUACGCCAUGAAGGAGUACGGCUGGGACCUGGAGAAGGCCUUCGAUUACGUCAAGGAGCGCCGCGCCGUCACCAAGCCCAACCCUUCCUUCAUGAAGCAGCUGGAGGAGUACCAGGGUAUCCUGCUGGCCAGUAAACAGAGGCACAACAAGUUGUGGCGCUCCCACUCGGACAGCGACCUCUCAGAGCGCCACGAAUCUCCGCUGUGUAAAACGGGCCCUCACAGCCACUCCCUGGGCCGCUCGGACCCCCACAACAACAAUGGCCCCACGCCCUACCUGCAACACUUCCUGCUCCAGGCGCUUGGAGCCGCCAAUGACCCUGACAACAAGACCGAGGGUGCCCACAUCUCAGACACACACUCGGAGCCCGUCCGACUCACCCGCUCACACUCCCACCCUCCUGGCCCCUCAGCCUCCGACGGUCUGUGUGACUCCCGGGAGAACCUAUAUUCUCGAGGGCCAAGACCCCACCAGGACCCCUUCCUCCCGCCGCUGCCUAGGCCGCGGGCGGCCACGGUGGUGCCCGAGGAGAGAAUGGACAACUCGGCGCUGGUGGCCGUGACGGUGCCAGUCACUGCCGUCCCUCAUCCUCCCCCCUCACUGCAUAUCCUCCCUCCUUCUCCCUUCCCCCAGCCACUGGCCAAAUCCCUCCAUCUAGGUUUGAGCACACAGCUGUCCAGUCCUGUACCUAAACAGAAAGCCCAGUGUGUAUCGCUGGCCCUCGAUCUGCCUGACCUCAGCAGCUCUGAAGUCGUAUCUCAAGCCACCCUGGAGUCCAGCGAUGACUCGGACACCCUGUCAGACCCGCUGAGCGAGAGGGGGGACAGUGUCAGUAUGGCGUCCCCAGGGAUCCCCGUGGCCGUGAGCCCUCUCACCCCAAUAACGCCUCUGUCUUUAGGACCCUACGCCAACGAUGACAACAACAACCCCAGCGGCGGCGGUGACACAGACACUAUCCUCGCUAACCCCGUCGAUGCCACAUGCGUUACCGCGUCCUCCAACCUCAGCACGGACAGCAUCGACUUCUUCAGCGCCCGCGAGAAAUUUCUGGGCCUGUCCCAAGACGGAAAGGCCCAGACUCUUUCCGAGCAGAUGGCUCAGCGGACGCCUCAGUCGCGGUGCCCCAGCCAGGAGCUGCAGCCGCUGUCCCCCGAGAACCCUGCUGGAGCACUGCCACCACUGCCAAGCCCCGAGGAAGAGGAGCAGGGAAAGAGUUCCCCCCAUACGGAGGACGGUAGCGACCGAUCCAGUCACGACAACGGCGUGUCAGUCCGCCAUAUCGUCACGGAGAUAGAGUCCAUAUGCCACCCCCCGGCAGCGGCGCCACUCUCCUUCACCCAGCCGGCCCCCCGCAGCCCUCAGCAGCUGCGCCCAGACGACCGGGACGAGGAGACCCCACUGACCUCGCCCUCCUCCUAUCCACAGUCCCCCUCCACGCCUCCCUCGGAUUGGCCGGCCGGCUCGGUGCGCAGGGCCACCAAACAGCUGGAGCAAAGGCUGAGGCAGGAGCUGGACUUACCGCUCAGCAACACGUCUACCCAGCGCUCCCCUCUCCAGUCCCCCAGUGCAGAGUUCCACCCCACGUGCUCCCCUCUCCAUACGACAAGCACUGACUGCCCACCCCUCCUCACUCCUACCACAGACUGCCCCGAGCAGCAUAGGCCUACCCCUGCUCCUGAGCAAGGAAGAACUCUGAACGAGACUUUCACUGUGUCUGCAGAGCCCAAAGGAGAGACAGAGUUAACCAGAGAGACAGAGCAGGGAGGGUUUGUCGUCUCAGACAUGGACAUUGCCCCAGUCCCUCCCUUCUCUCACUACCCAGACGCCCGCCACACCCCUGAGCCCAUCCCAAUCAUCGUGUGCCCUUCUGUGGAGCCAUCUAUGGCCCUGCCUCAGGCCUCCCACUCCCCCGUACUGCUGUGGCUGGAGGGGGUGACGGCCCAGGACUCAGACACGGAUGGCCCCUCCCCUCCCCCGCCCCACCACGGAAGGCUGGCCCUGGCACGCAGCAGUGAGGAGCUGGAGAAGAUCCAGGAGACCCUGAGGGAGCUGCAGGCCUUCCUGUACGAGGCGGGGGGCCUGGGACUGGGGACUGGAGUGAGACCUGGUCAGGGGCAGCAUCACAGGGAGACGCCCGUAUGGCAGAGGGCCAUGGAGAUCGAGUCGCGGAUCCGCCAGGCGGGCCUCACGCCCCCUUCCCUGAUGAAGCGCUCAGCCUCGCUGGCCAAGCUGGACUGCCUGGAGCUGUCAGCCAAUGACCUGAGUGACUGGGACCUACGGCCCACCUCCGCCAGCCCUCACGGACCCCCAUUGAUGCCCACCCCUCACUCCCGCUACCACCAUCAUCCCAGCUUAGACGAUGUCUCCAAGAAGCAGCGGGUGUUGUCCCGGAGCCCCCCCAUCACCCCCAGGGCCCCCUUAGGGGGGGUGUACCCACUGGACCCAGACAGGACUGAUAGGGGCUCCCAGAAUGCAGGGAGUGAUCCCCCCUCUCCCUCCUCACCUCCAUCUCUUGUUCUUCAAGGGGAGGAGGAGCUAGAGACAGACCUCUCCCCCCGGCUCACCCGCAACCAGUCCCCGAAGAGCGCUCCCGACGUCACUAUGACAACCACGCAGCAGCAGCCCUGCGGGAAGAGUCACCCGCUGCGGCGGCUCCGCAAGGCUGCAGACAAGAAACGGCCUUCCACUGUGCUCUACAACACCAUGUGACCUCACUGUACUCGGCCCUAGGCCGAGGGUGUCUAUGAGUGUGUAUGUGUGCGAGAAUGUGUGUGUGUGGUGGCCUAGGCCCUACAUGUGCACUAUGGUCCAGACUGUCUCCCUUGGGCCCUUGUCUGUAGUGUGUGUGUGUGCGCUGACUAGCUGUGUUGGACCCUAUGUAAUCUGUUAGUGUGGACUUGUGGUCCGUGUAUAUUCAGGUGAAUGCUAAGUAUGUGGAGGUUUGUCUGUUACUGUAGGUGCGUCCCCCCCUCCCCCCUCCCAUUUAUGGUUUCUAAAACAGUUGUAAUUUCUACAACUAAAAUGAGGGGGCUGUUUCUCAAAAAACAUGCACUUUACUCCUGUUUUAAUCUUUUUUUAAAGUUGUUUUUACCUGGGGAGUAUUUUUGCACUGAUUCUAUGGUAGCCUGUCUGUGUGUAUCUGUUGUAUGUGAAGAGAAGUGUAAGUCACGUCCUUUAUUCUUAUUUUAAACAAGACAAAGUUGAUAUUCUUUUUUUAUCCUGUUCUUAGCUGUGACUAUUAAAGAAACAAAAGUACAUACA
Messenger RNA from Coregonus clupeaformis (lake whitefish), 4889 nucleotides. Its product is annotated as protein phosphatase Slingshot homolog 2. The record is from RefSeq and is a predicted model, not a curated record. Lineage: Eukaryota; Metazoa; Chordata; Actinopteri; Salmoniformes; Salmonidae. Gene Ontology annotation, molecular function: actin binding; protein tyrosine/serine/threonine phosphatase activity. Bases 381 to 4337 code for a protein of 1318 amino acids. Gene Ontology annotation, biological process: negative regulation of actin filament polymerization; actin cytoskeleton organization; protein dephosphorylation. Gene Ontology annotation, cellular component: cytoplasm. The transcript has 14 exons.